Messenger RNA from Eruca vesicaria subsp. sativa (arugula), 720 nucleotides. The record is from the annotation of a GenBank genome assembly. NCBI's taxonomy places the organism in Eukaryota, Viridiplantae, Streptophyta, Magnoliopsida, Brassicales, Brassicaceae.
AGGGUUUUGGCAGCCGCUUUAAAAGUAAUAUCAUCUUGUUAGCUGCGCUUGCCGCAAGUACCUUUUAGCUGUAGAUCCUCUCCUUCCAUCAACCAAACAUGGGUAAGACAAGGGGAAUGGGAGCUGGGCGCAAGCUCAAAAGGCUUAGGAUUAAUCAGAGGUGGGCUGACAAGCAGUACAAGAAGUCCCAUCAGGGCAAUGAGUGGAAGAAGCCUUUUGCUGGUUCUUCCCACGCCAAAGGAAUCGUUCUUGAGAAAAUCGGUAUUGAGGCUAAGCAGCCUAACUCUGCUAUCCGUAAGUGUGCUAGAGUGCAGCUUAUCAAGAACGGGAAGAAGAUUGCCGCUUUUGUCCCCAACGAUGGUUGCUUGAACUACAUUGAGGAAAAUGACGAGGUGUUGAUUGCUGGAUUUGGUCGUAAGGGUCAUGCUGUGGGAGAUAUUCCCGGAGUCAGGUUCAAGGUCGUCAAGGUUUCUGGUGUUUCACUCUUGGCCUUAUUCAAGGAGAAGAAGGAGAAGCCAAGAUCUUAAACAAUGCCCCCAAGCUUUUGAAUUUAUUUUGAUAUAAUCACUUUUUGCUAGUUCACUUAAUCAAAGAUCAUGUUGUGUUGAAACCUUUUCUUGAAGAAUCUUUUGAGUUUAUCUUGAUCCUUAUAUAUUAUUAUAUUUGAGUUUUGAAUCACUUCUCUUAUUUUAUAUCACUUAGACAAUCUUGUUAAUUUUC